GUCUGAACUUUAUUCAUCCAUUAGAAACUGAUUUCACAAAAGGCAUUCCACAACCUGUACCUGAAAUUGAUCAAAAAACAUGUCGUGUAUUACUUAGGCAGAGUAUUUUGUUAUUAUUGGCACAGAUUGGUUACACAGAAGUGCUGGAUAAUACAUUAGAUACUUUUGUUGAUGCUGUAGAUGAAUAUUAUAGAAAUUUAUUAAGAAUACUUCACUCUAAGAUGGAUUGUGCUCGUAAGGGAUAUUAUACUCAAUUUUGUGAUAUUUAUGAACAUUCUCUGCAAGACGUUGGAGUAGGUGGAUUCAAUGGAAUUAAAAGAUAUUAUAAUCACUUUGUUAUCGAUUAUGAAACUCGUGUGUACAAAAAAUGCGUGAAAGCCCGCCAAGAUCUCUUAACCCUUAUCGAAACCCCUCCUAAACCACCUGGAACACGCCGACGACGUAAACAAAGUCUGGAAGAAACAACAGACCACGAUUUUACAUUCGGUUACGGUUCAAAUUUAGAAAGUUUUAUACCAUCUGUAGCCUCAAGUUCCACCAGCUCUCGAAACGAAGUGCCUGUUCUACAUUUACCGGAGGACGAUUCGAGUUAUGUAGGUGACAAUUUGUAUGAACUUAUACCAGAUGUUGAAAUUACGGAUGGGGGCUCUAAUGCCAGUGGAACAAUUGGUGGAGAUGCUAAAAGUGGAGCGGAGAAUGCUGCUCAGGCUGGGAGUAGUGGUUUGAUGGGAAUGGAAAUGACUUCAGAAAGGGGACACACUGAAGAUUCGACAACUGGAUACUAUGAUGUAGAAGACUUAUCUAAUUAUUAAAUUAUACUUUAAUAAUUACAAUGAAA
This is a messenger RNA of Ctenocephalides felis (cat flea), 838 nucleotides long. RefSeq lists its product as uncharacterized. Lineage: Eukaryota; Metazoa; Arthropoda; Insecta; Siphonaptera; Pulicidae. Bases 222 to 812 code for a protein of 196 amino acids. The transcript has 5 exons. The record is from RefSeq and is a predicted model, not a curated record.